Vitis vinifera (wine grape) is the source of this 2244-nucleotide messenger RNA. RefSeq names its product pentatricopeptide repeat-containing protein At1g08070, chloroplastic. Gene Ontology annotation, molecular function: RNA binding; protein binding. Gene Ontology annotation, biological process: RNA modification. Lineage: Eukaryota; Viridiplantae; Streptophyta; Magnoliopsida; Vitales; Vitaceae. Bases 10 to 1908 code for a protein of 632 amino acids. The transcript is spliced from 2 exons. The record is from RefSeq and is a predicted model, not a curated record.
CAGACCCCUAUGUUCCCUAAGGUAUUAACGACUAACUACCCAUCUUUCGUUCCAAUGGCCCUAUCUUCUUCAUCAUCUUCUCUUGCUUCCACGCUCCCACAUGACUUCAACCCACACAAAUUAUCAUUUCUUUCCACACUCCAAACCUGCAAAUCCAUUAAAGGGCUCAAGCAAAUCCAUGCUUCUAUCAUCAAAACAAUGCCUUCUCCCGAUGCCCAACUCACCAUUUCCACCAGACUCUCUGCUUUAUGCGCUCAGUCUUUGCCUAUAGACCCCAGAUACGCACUUUCACUUUUGGCCCAACUGCGCACCCCAAAUCUUCCUCUUUACAAUGCCAUUAUCAGGGGUUUGGCUACUUCCAAUAAUGACUCAAUUGAAGGUUUGGUGGUGUACAAACAAAUGCUUAGUAAAGGCAUUGUUCCUGAUAAUUACACCAUCCCUUUUGUUCUCAAGGCGUGUGCGGAGUCUCGGGCGGUGAGAGAGGGUGAGGAGGUUCACGGGCAGGCAAUUAAGAUGGGUUUGGCUUCAGAUGUGUAUGUGAGUAACACACUGAUGAGGAUGUAUGCAGUUUGUGAUGUUAUUCGGAGUGCCCGGAAGGUGUUCGAUACAAGUCCUCAACGGGACUUGGUUUCCUGGACAACGAUGAUUCAGGGGUAUGUGAAAAUGGGUUUUGCGAGGGAAGGGGUUGGGCUGUUCUUUGAGAUGUGUGGGGAGAAUUUACAGGCUGAUGGAAUGACUCUGGUGAUUGUACUUUCCUCUUGUGCUAGAUUGGGUGAUUUGAGAUUGGGGAGGAAGUUACAUAGGUAUAUUAUUCGUAAUAGUAAUGUGAAUUUGGAUGUUUUUGUUGGGAAUGCUUUGGUUGAUAUGUACUUGAAGUGUGGGGAUGCUAAUUUUGCUCGUAAGGUAUUUCAAGAGAUGCCCGUAAAAAAUGUGGUUUCUUGGAAUUCUAUGAUAUCAGGGCUAGCUCAGAAGGGGCAGUUUAAGGAAUCCUUGUACAUGUUUCGGAAAAUGCAAAGGCUGGGUGUCAAGCCAGAUGAUGUCACUUUAGUUGCUGUUCUCAACUCUUGUGCCAAUCUUGGAGUACUUGAGUUGGGGAAGUGGGUCCAUGCAUAUCUAGAUAGAAAUCAGAUCAGAGCAGAUGGGUUUAUCGGGAAUGCUCUAGUGGAUAUGUAUGCAAAGUGUGGAAGCAUAGAUCAAGCCUGUUGGGUAUUUCAAGCCAUGAACCGUAAAGAUGUUUAUUCGUACACUGCCAUGAUUGUGGGGUUAGCUAUGCAUGGGCAAGGGGGGAAAGCAUUGGAUCUCUUCUCAGAGAUGCCUAAAAUGGGCAUAGAGCCAGAUGAGGUGACUUUUGUUGGUGUCCUCACUGCAUGUAGUCAUGUAGGACUUGUGGAGGAAGGCCGAAAAUAUUUUGAAGACAUGUCAACAAUCUACAACCUAAGACCUCAAUUGGAGCACUAUGGUUGCAUGGUUGACCUUUUGGGCCGUGCUGGAUUAAUAAAUGAGGCAGAGGAAUUUAUCAGAAACAUGCCAAUUGAACCAGAUGCUUUUGUUUUGGGGGCGUUACUCGGAGCUUGUAAAAUCCAUGGAAAAGUUGAGCUUGGGGAAAGUGUAAUGAAAAAAAUUGAGAAGAUUGAACCUAGAAAGGAUGGUGCUUAUGUACUUAUGUCAAACAUAUAUUCCUCUGCAAACAGAUGGAGGGAUGCAUUGAAGUUGAGAAAGACAAUGAAAGAGAGAAAUUUGGAGAAGACUCCUGGGUGUAGUUCAAUUGAACUUGAUGGUGUGAUUCAUGAAUUCCAGAAAGGGGAUAAAUCACACCCAAAGAUUAAAGAGAUUUACAAGUUGCUUGAUGAGAUCAUGAGCCAUUUAAAGAACAAUGAGUGCUUGACACGCACUAGCGUGUUUUCUUAAUGCAACUUUGUAGAGAGCAUAAUUAAGAAAAAACAGAGACUGGGCAUACCUCUCAGGUGUUUCAGCAUGAUUACACAGGACAUCACUGAGGAUUUUGGGGACUUUGGGGACCUCUCUCUCCUACUGAGUGAGCUGUAAGCAGGAGACGUACACAGUGGAAAGAAGCAGUUGCGAGCUUGAUGGGUUGUAUCUUGGAGUUUCUAUCAACCAUUAGAACUCGCAUGUUGGGAGGUGAUAGCGGCUUUAGGAUAACAUGUAUCAUGUGCCUCUCCAUUCUUGUCCAACUCUUCUAACUUUAAUACAAUUUUAGAUUUUGAAAUUACUAUUAUCCUUAAA